Eruca vesicaria subsp. sativa (arugula) is the source of this 222-nucleotide messenger RNA. The record is from the annotation of a GenBank genome assembly. NCBI's taxonomy places the organism in Eukaryota, Viridiplantae, Streptophyta, Magnoliopsida, Brassicales, Brassicaceae.
AUGAAUAUUAAAAUGCAAGGAGGUUAUCUACAUGCAAUGGCGGAUAUGAUUCAAUCACUUGGUGUAAUGAUCGGUGGAGGAAUCAUUUGGGUGAAACCGAAAUGGGUUUUGGUUGAAUUGAUAUGCACUCUUGUUUUCUCUGCGUUUGCUCUAGCUGCGAGUGUCCCAAUGCUCAAAAACAUAUUUGGGAUACUGAUGGAGCGUGCACCACGAGGGAGUUAA